Molecule: messenger RNA, 1805 nt
Organism: Rhodofomes roseus
Lineage: Eukaryota; Fungi; Basidiomycota; Agaricomycetes; Polyporales; Fomitopsidaceae
Product: G-alpha-domain-containing protein
Exons: 9
Coding region: 160-1659 (499 amino acids)
Biological process (GO): G protein-coupled receptor signaling pathway
Cellular component (GO): heterotrimeric G-protein complex
Molecular function (GO): G protein-coupled receptor binding; G-protein beta/gamma-subunit complex binding; GTPase activity
Source: RefSeq, a predicted model, not a curated record
UUACCGGCCGUCGCUGUUAGCAUCCAUGUCGCUUGCGGCAAAGUCUCGAUCCAGGCGGCUCUGCGCCGCCCAUAUAGCCCAGCUGCACCCCGUCCAUAUAUAAGCCUGUGCGCCACCAACAUCGCCUGAAGCCCCCUCGCCCUCCUCCAUCCGCCACCCAUGGGCGCACCACCUGAAGACGACCCGCUUGCCCUCGCGAUUGCGCCGCCGCCAAAUGAGACAGCCGAGCAGCGCGAAGCACGCCUCAACGCCGAAGCAGAAGCACGCAGAAUAAGCGAGAAGAUUGACGAGCAGCUCAGAGUGGACAAGGCCGCACAUCGUAAGCGACGGUCUCAGACCGUCAAGGUGCUUCUCCUGGGUCAGAGCGAGAGCGGCAAGUCGACGACCCUCAAGAACUUCCAGAUAACCUACUCGCCAAACACAUGGGCGGAGGAGCGCAACUCAUGGCGGACGGUCAUCCAGCUCAAUCUCGUCCGGAACAUAAACUCUAUCCUCAACAUGCUCGCCGAGGAGAUGGCCAACACCGCCACAUCCGAUCCCGCCGCUGACGCCGACGCCGAUGCCUCCGAUGACGAUGACGGCGAUGGCGAGGGCGAGGGCGAGCCGUCCGCCGCAGCCACCAGAGCCACCUCGCCUACCGUCCCUCUGCGCUUCACCGACCGGCACGCGCUGCUCAAGCUACGCCUCACGCCGCUGCGCGGGCUCCAACACGACCUCGAAGACACACUUGGGGUCUCGGGCACAGAUGACAUUGAGCAUCCGCUGCAGCGCGCGAGCACGCGCAGCCCGGCGAGGCGAACGUCGCAGGAAGCGUUCAUCCGCUCGCACACGUCGUGGAAGAGCAAGCUGCGCUCGGUGAGCGAGGGCAACCUCGACGGCAUGUCGAAGCGCUAUCGCGAGGCGAAGACGCGGGAGGCGAUGGAGGUCCUCGCGGGGUGCAAGGACGAUAUCAGGGAGGUGUGGGAGGACGAGAUGGUCCAGGAGAUGUUGAGGCAGCGGAAGUUCGUGACCGAGAGCGUGCCCGGCUUCUUCUUGAACGAUGUCGAGCGGAUUGCGGCGAGGGACUACGAGCCUUCGGAUAACGACAUCGUGCGUGCACGGCUACGCACGAUGGGCGUCCAAGAAUACGGCAUAAAAUUCCAGAUCGGACCGGCGGCGGGUACGGAGUGGCUUAUGUACGACGUCGGCGGGUCGCGAACACAGCGCGCCGCAUGGUUCCCGUACUUCGACGACUGCGACGCGAUCAUCUUCCUCGCGCCGAUUUCGUGCUUCGACGAGCGGCUCGCGGAGGACCGCAAGGUGAACCGGCUCGAGGACAGCUACAUGCUCUGGCGCCUCGUCUGCUCGUCCAAGCUCCUCCAGAACACGCAGAUGAUACUCUUCCUGAACAAGUACGACCUGCUCGACCAGAAGCUCAAGCGCGGCGUCAAGGUGAAUGACCACGUCAGGAGCUAUGGCGACAGGCCGAAUGAUGCGGAGACGGCUAGCAAGUAUUUCUCGCAGCAUUUUAGGGAGAUUAUGAAGCGCCAUUCGCCCCAGCCAAGGCAAUUCCGUGUGCAUACGACCUCGGUCAUCGAUACCAAAGCGACCGCCGUCACUCUGGGCAUUGUCGAAGAGGGAAUCCUCCAAGCUCAUCUCCGCUCUGUCGAGCUCAUCUGAUCCACCUAACUGCGCCUAUCCCUCUAGACGUCGACGUUCCGACACUUGCUCCUUACUUCACUACCGCGUAAUCGCGCCUCGCUUGGUGCUUGGGCCGUUGCCAGCGUACUGUACCGCCCUAUUCUUUAUUUUCCGAGCGGCCCGCG